Messenger RNA from Solanum verrucosum, 2682 nucleotides. RefSeq lists its product as uncharacterized. The record is from RefSeq and is a predicted model, not a curated record. Gene Ontology annotation, biological process: activation of GTPase activity. NCBI's taxonomy places the organism in Eukaryota, Viridiplantae, Streptophyta, Magnoliopsida, Solanales, Solanaceae. Bases 189 to 2267 code for a protein of 692 amino acids. Gene Ontology annotation, molecular function: GTPase activator activity. The transcript has 12 exons.
AGAAAAGGAAAAACAAAAACAAAUGGCGAACGAUAAGAGUACACACCAGAAUAGGCAUCUCUUUGUUAAUGGCCAAUCUGUUGUUUCACCGAUCUCCAUUCUUCAGUGCUCUCUAUUUUUGUUCAUUCUUUACUAAGAGAAGUUAGAAGUUGUAAAGCUUGGUUAGAGAGAGUGAAAACGCACACGUGAUGUCUUUUGACGGAGCUGAAAGGCCAUGGAAAUGUGGGAAAGGGGGUACUGUGAAUUUACAGAAAGUGACUUCCAUUGUUCGGGACAUUGGGGAACCUUGUCUUCAUCAGUCAUCAAUAAAGAUGAGCAAAAUGCUUAAGCCUGACAGGUGGCAGACAAUCUUUGAAAAGGAUGGGAAGGUACAUGGUUUUAGGAAAGUGCUGAAAUUGAUCAUAUUAGGGGGUGUGGAUCCAGCUAUAAGACCAGAAGUUUGGGAAUUUCUCUUGGGCUGUUAUGCUUUGGGAAGCUCCGCUGAGUACCGAAAGCAGUUGAGGACUGCUAGAAGGGAACGCUACAGAGACCUCAUAAAGCAGUGCCAAUCAAUGCAUUCCAGUGUAGGAACUGGUUCCCUUGCUUAUGUUGUUGGGUCCAAGGUCAUGGACAUGAGAACAAGUUCCAAAGAUGACUGCCGAAGAGAAGCUGAUGUCAAGAGCAGUCAAGCUUCUGAUGUAAAUACUGACAAUUUAUACGGUAACAGUGAUGUUGAUAAUAAUUGUAUAGACACACAACAUACACAUCAAAGGGAAAGCUCUACUGAUUCCGGUGACCUUAUAAGUGCAAGGGGAAGCACAGAUGAGGCAGCAUUGGACUCUUUCUUUUCUGUGCCUACUUUGGGUCCAUACGGCUGCCGAUCCACCGAACAUGCGGGUGAAGCAUGUCAAUCAGCAUCUGUAAAUGAGAACUAUUUUGAUUUUCCUGCUUUACCUGUUACUGACUUAUUUGGAAAGAGUAUCAAAAAUAAGAAAGGUCAUAGGUCAUAUGGUAAGAGAAAUUUAGCAAGGCGUAAAUUGAAAUAUGGAGAAGACAAGAUGCACAGUUUCAGAAUAAAUAAUAAUGCAGAUCUAGUCGUAGAAGCAAAUGUUUCCUCAUCAAAUGACGUGUCUCAUUCCCUGAACUCUGAAAUUGAGAGGGUUCAUCCUACUGGGCCGGAUUCAGUGUCAUGGUCUGGAAAAUUCCAGGAACGUGAAACAGAGAUUUUUACCAAACUCAGAAUAUCUGACGCACCCGACACUCCAAGUAUGAAUGCGAGAACACCUCCAAGAGGUGGUUUCAGUGAUGAAAGAGUGUCGGAAUGGCUCUGGACAUUACAUCAGAUAGUUGUUGAUGUAGUCAGAACAGAUAGCCAUCUUGAAUUCUAUGAGGAUAGAAAAAAUUUGGCUAGAAUGUCAGAUAUCCUGGCUGUUUAUGCAUGGGUUGAUCCGGCAACGGGAUAUUGCCAAGGAAUGAGUGAUCUCUUGUCUCCUUUUGUUGUUCUGUUUGAGGAUAAUGCUGAUGCAUUCUGGUGCUUUGAGAUGCUUCUACGGAGAAUGCGUGAGAACUUUCAGAUGGAAGGGCCAACUGGAGUCAUGAAGCAAUUGCAAGCUCUAUGGCAUAUUGUGGAACUUACAGAUCGAGAAAUGUUUUCUCAUUUGUCAAGCAUAGGUGCUGAAAGCCUUCACUUCGCCUUCCGGAUGCUUUUGGUGCUCUUCCGCCGAGAAUUAUCUUUUAAUGAGGUUCUUUGUAUGUGGGAGAUGAUGUGGGCUGCAGAUUUUGAUGAAUCGGUUGCUUAUCAUCUAGAGGAGAACUGCCCUGAAAUAUUGGUCAUUCAGAUUCCAAAGGAAUCUGAGGCAGAAUCAGGAGAAGAAAUUAUUGAGAAUAACAAUAGUGAUUCAAAGGAUGACUCGCCCUCUAAACAUGGAAGUGGAGAGCAUACUGUCUCUGCAAACAACGGGAUGAAGCUUUCCUUAGCUCAUCCAUUUUGUGGCCUUACAAGGAAUUUUUGGUCCAAAAGUAGUGGCAUGCACAGUGUUAAUAUGGUCUCAUCAACAAGGAGUACUGUCGAUGAAUUACCAGUUUUUUGUGUAGCAGCUAUUCUUGUCAUGAACCACCAGAAGAUCAUUAAACAAACUCACUCAAUUGAUGAUCUUAUAAAGAUAUUCAACGACAAUAUGUUAAAGAUUCGGGUCAAGAGGUGUGUACGGACUGCCAUCAAACUGCGGAGGAAGUACUUCUACAAGCUGAUUAAAGGUAGAAAUCCAGCAGCCCAAAAUGGUGACUGAGUGUUUGGACUCUUCCAUUUGCUUAUAUGGCAAGUCAGAUCUCUCAUGUGGAGUUAUUAACUGUAAUAUGAUCUUAACGUUGGAGUGCGGAACAAUUAUCAGAUAUAGUUUUCUUUGGAGUUUAUACAGCAAUGUGGUUGGCAUUUGAGUAUACGCCCAUGCACUACCUUCACGCAAGGACUGUUAAAUUGCAUGUUUCAUUUACUUUGGUUGGUGAAUACAAUCAAGUGGUUAGGGAACACAAACUUUGCUGUCAUAAAGUUAGUGGUAAGGAUUAUGUAUCAGCAAUUUUGAUAAACUUGUCAGCAUUGAGAUGUCUCAGGGGAGAGUUUAAAGAGUUGAUGAGAAUUAGGAGUGCCAUUCAGAUAAUAUUUCUGGAGAAAGAAAAAAAUGAAGAUUUUUUCAUAUCUUUGUU